GUGUCCCGCGCUCUGCCCAUCUCUCCCUACCAGAACAUGAAACAAAGGCAGGUCGGGGGGCCCGGGGCCCCUGGCGGUUGUAACGGAUCCAGUAGCGGCGCCGGUGGCGAGUCCCGGUUAGCGGGAGCCAGGCAGCGCAGAAGGAGGCGGCGGGGAGGCGGAGCCGCGGCCGCCGGGGAGGACGGCAGUCCAGCCGGGCGGGACAGGCACAUGCAGGCCGGGCCGCGGCGGGAGGAGCCCAGGAGGGAACCCGAGGAGGAGGAGGAAGACGGCGAGGAGGAGGAGGACGAUUGUGAGGAAGAGGAGGACGACGAGGAAGCCGGAGACGAGGAGGCAGAGGGCCGGGACGGGGACGCUAUGGCUACCGGGACUCCGCUUCUUCAGGCCCGAAGGAAGGACGGAGGCCCGUCCACCAAGUACUGGGAGAGCCCGGACACCGUGUCCCAGUUGGACGGAGUGCGCGUCUGGCUCGGCAAGAACUACAAGAAGUACAUCCAAGCCGAUUCCCCGACCAAUAAAGCUCUGGCCGUUCUGGUCUCCCAACUCCUGCAGUUCCAGGAAGAGGCUUUUGGAAGACAAGUGGCCAACCCGGCCUUCACCAAACUGCCUGUAAAAUGCUUCCUGGAUUUCAAAGCGGGGGGCGCCCUCUGCCACAUACUGGGGGCCGCGUACAAGCACCGCACCGACCAAGGAUGGAGGAGGUUCGAUCUGCUAAACCCGUCGCGGAUGGAUCGGAACGUCGAGAUGUUUAUGAGCAUCGAGAAAACCUUAAUGCAGAACAAUUGCCUGACGCGGCCGACAGUCUACCUCGUGCCUGAAAUCGACCUGAAGUUGGCCAAUAAGUUAAAGGAUGUCGUGAAGCGUCAUCAGGGCUCCGUGACGGAGGAGAAGCAGAAGGCCUCGCAUCACGUCUACCCCAUUCCCGCCUCGCUGGAUGACGAUGAUUGGCUGAGACCCGUAAUAAAAAAGGACAAGCAGGUUCUGGUGCACUGGGGCUACCACCCGGACAGCUACGACACCUGGAUUUCAGCCGCGGAUUUAGACGCCGACGUGGAAGAUCCUCCGAUAGCAGAAAAACCGUGGAAGGUUCAUGCUAAAUGGGUUCUGGACACGGAUUUAUUCAACGAGUGGAUGAACGAGGAAGACUACGAGGUGGAUGAAAGUAAGAAAGCAACCAAUUUCCGGCAGAGGAUCUCCCUGAAGAGCGAGGAGGCCGUCCGAAGCCCCGAGCGGAAGGACCGGAAAUCUCUCGCCAGCGUCAAAAAGAGGAAGCGCUCGCCGUCUCCGCAGACGCCGGCCGAGUCCCGGAGAAAGCCCGGCAAGAAAGGGCCGGGGAAUCUGUAUGGGAAGCGGAGAGGACAGAAGGACGAGGAGGAGCAGGAGGAUCUGACCAAGGAUAUGGAGGACCCCACGCCGGUCCCAAACAUGGAGGAGGUGAUCCUGCCAAAAAACGUGAAUCCCAAGAAGGACAGCGAGCACACGCCGGUGAAAGGCGGCCUGGUGGCGGAUCUGGAUGAGCAGGAGGAGGACGCGGUCGCUGCCAGCGGGAAGGAGGAUGAAGACCCCGGCAGAGACCAGAGCAGGAUGAUGGAUAACGGGGAGGAUAACGUCACCGAGCAGACGAACCACAUCAUCAUCCCGAGCUACGCCGCCUGGUUUGAUUAUAACAGCAUUCACGUCAUCGAGCGCCGGGCCGUCCCCGAAUUCUUCAACGGAAAGAACAAGUCGAAGACCCCCGAAAUAUACCUGGCGUACCGGAACUUCAUUAUAGAUACCUACCGCCUGAACCCCCAGGAGUACCUGACGAGCACGGCGUGCCGGAGGAACCUCACCGGAGACGUGUGCGCCGUCAUGAGGGUCCACGCUUUCCUGGAGCAGUGGGGUCUGGUGAAUUACCAAGUGGAUGCAGACUCUCGCCCCAUGGCCAUGGGCCCUCCACCCACACCCCACUUCAACGUGCUUGCCGACACUCCUUCCGGACUCGUGCCCCUGCAUAUGAGGACCACUCAGGUGCCUUCGGCUCAGCAGAUGCUGCAUUUUCCUGAGAAAAACAAAGACAAACCGAUGGACCUCCAGAGCUUCGGUCUGCGCACGGACGUCUAUUCAAAGAAGACUCUGGCUAAGAGUAAAGCCGGCAGCGCUGGCCGGGAGUGGAUGGAGCAGGAGACGCUGCUGCUGCUUGAGGCCCUGGAGAUGUACAAAGACGACUGGAACAAAGUGUCUGAGCACGUGGGGAGCCGCACUCAGGACGAGUGCAUCCUCCACUUCCUGCGCCUGCCCAUCGAGGACCCGUACCUGGAGAACUCGAACGCGUCCCUCGGGCCCCUCGCCUACCAGCCUGUCCCGUUCAGCCAGUCCGGCAACCCGGUCAUGAGCACCGUGGCCUUCCUGGCUUCCGUGGUGGACCCGAGAGUGGCCGCGGCCGCCGCCAAAGCUGCUUUAGAGGAGUUCUCGCGCGUCCGGGAAGAAGUGCCGCUGGAACUGGUCGAGGCUCAUAUCAAAAAAGUGCAGGAAGCGGCCAAAGCCCUGGGCAAGGUGGACCCUUCGUACGGGCUGGAGAGCAGCUGCAUAGCGGGGACCGCCCCCGAGGAGCCGGAGAAGACGGCAGAUGCCGCCGAAGAGGACAAAAUGGAAACUGAGCCGUCGGAAGCCGCACCGGCUGAAAAAGCCGAGAUAAAGAGCGAGAAGGAGGGAGAGUCGGAGUCGUGCGAGAAGCCGGAGGGCGCGACGGAGAAGAAGCCGGAGGAAGAGGAACCCGAGCCGGGAGACGAGGAGAAGCCAGAAGACGACUCCGAGGAAAACAAGGAGAACAUCGAAGCCGCCAAGGAAAGCGACCCGGCCAAGAAGAAAAUCGAAAACGACAUUUCUGAGGGCAACGUCGCGAUGGCUGCCGCCGCGGCCCUGGCUUCCGCUGCCACCAAAGCGAAGCAUCUCGCCGCCGUGGAGGAACGGAAGAUCAAGUCGCUGGUGGCCCUGCUGGUGGAAACCCAGAUGAAGAAGCUGGAGAUCAAGCUGCGGCACUUCGAGGAGCUGGAGACCAUCAUGGACCGAGAGAAGGAGGCUCUGGAGCAGCAGAGGCAGCAGCUUCUCGCCGAGCGGCAGAACUUCCACAUGGAGCAGCUGAAGUACGCCGAGAUGAGAGCGCGGCAGCAGCUGGAGCAGCAGCAGCAGCAGAGCCUGCAGCACCAGGGCGCGCCGGGACCCAACCUGGGUCACAUGGGGUCUCCUGCCCUGCCGGGGAUGAUGGGGCAGCAGCAGCCACCACCCUACGGGGUCCAUCACCCGAUGCCACCCCCCCAUCUGACACAGCCGGGCCAGAUGCCAGGACCGGGUUCCGUGAUGUCCGGACCACCCAUGCCCCCACGUAUGAUGCCCAACAUGCACCCAGCUAGCGGACCUCACCCACCUCCUCCCUCGGGCAUACCCCCAAUCCCUGGCAACAUAGCUGGUCCACGGGCCCCGGUGGCCCCCAAUGGCAUGUAUUCGGGGCCUCCACCUCCCGCCGAGGGUCCGACUCCCCCUCCCAUGGUGCCUCCUGCCCCAUCUGCCCCCUAAGCAGACCCUCGGAGGACUCAAACCGCUCGGCCGCUUCCCCGGAGUGGUUGUUUUUUAUACAGUAAAUGUCUCUAAUCGACCAAAUGAUAAAUACGGCUCUUCCGCAUACCUUUUUUUUGUUUUCUCGGGUAUGGUUUGAGUAUUUAUUGGGGCGCAGUGGGUCGGGGGUCCGUGCGUUGACCCCCCCGGGAUCUCAUCGACGUUUCAGCCGCCUCUUCUUCUCCCGACCUUUGUUUGCGUGUUUCGUUGUAGCGUUCGCUCCCGUUUCACAGGCUUUUGCUUCAUUUUUAUGACUUUUGUAAUAAAUCCUCACGUAGCCGUC
Spea bombifrons (plains spadefoot toad) is the source of this 3877-nucleotide messenger RNA. RefSeq names its product SWI/SNF related, matrix associated, actin dependent regulator of chromatin subfamily c member 1 (gene SMARCC1). Bases 37 to 3555 code for a protein of 1172 amino acids. The transcript is spliced from 28 exons. Gene Ontology annotation, cellular component: npBAF complex; SWI/SNF complex; nBAF complex. NCBI's taxonomy places the organism in Eukaryota, Metazoa, Chordata, Amphibia, Anura, Pelobatidae. Gene Ontology annotation, molecular function: nucleosomal DNA binding; histone binding. The record is from RefSeq and is a predicted model, not a curated record. Gene Ontology annotation, biological process: positive regulation of DNA-templated transcription.